Molecule: messenger RNA, 412 nt
Organism: Saitoella complicata NRRL Y-17804
Lineage: Eukaryota; Fungi; Ascomycota; Saitoellomycetes; Saitoellales; Saitoellaceae
Exons: 4
Source: RefSeq, a predicted model, not a curated record
CACACACCGCUGCUCACCGCACACACACAGUAACUGCUACCCGCUACCCAAACAGAGAGAGCAUAGCAGCAAGAAAAACACAUUUGCACACCCAAGCUCAACUACUACACAAAACAACUACUACCAUGCCUAAGGAAUCCAAGCCCCGUGCUGCGCGCAAGACCCCUGUUGCCAAGAAGGGUGCUAAGAAAGACCCCAACGCUCCCAAGCGCUCUCUCUCCGCAUACAUGUUCUUCGCUGCCGAUAACCGCGAUGUUGUCCGUACCGAGAACCCUGACGUUACUUUCGGCCAAGUCGGCAAGAUCCUCGGUGAGCGCUGGAACAGCCUCUCCGCAGAAGACAAGAAGCCAUACGAGGCGAAGGCUGCCGCGGAUAAGAAGCGGUAUGAGCAGGCGAAGGCUGAGUAUGCUGC